UGCCACCCUUUCACUUAGUUGUACGUACCCAAAACCAUAAGCAGAGGCUUUAUAACCAGCUGUUAGCCUGAACGCAUCCCUGCACUACUUCCGACGGUCGUGUCGUGAUUGCUACUCGGCGAACACAGCUGAAGAACUUGGGGAACAUGUUGCGUUUCACAGCAGCUCUUUUGAGGAAUGCCUCUGCUGCCAAUGGGCAAACUCUCCUUAAGCUUAGCCCAGCAGCCGUUCAGCAACAGACCAGGCUGAAUUCUGAUAUUGACUAUGUGAUCCCUGAUCACUUGAAAGGAAUUGAGGAUGCUGAAGAUCCUCUCUUCUUUGACAUGGUCGAGUUCUUCUACCACAAGUCAUGCAAAAUCCUCCAAGAGAAAUUGGUUGAAGACUGGAAGGCACCUCGCAUGAGCACUGAAGAGAAACGCAAGAAGGUUAAAGGCUUGCUUAACAUCAUUCAGCCCUGCCAUCAUGUUUUGGAAGUCUCUUUCCCCCUCAAGAGGGACAAUGGUGACUACGAGAUGAUUGUUGGCUACCGUGCUCAGCACAGCCACCAUCGUCUGCCCUGCAAAGGAGGUAUCCGUUAUUCCGAUGAAGUCAACAUCGACGAAGUUAAGGCCUUGUCAGCCUUGAUGACUUUCAAGUGUGCUUGCGUUGAUGUACCAUUCGGCGGAGCCAAAGCUGGAGUUAAGAUCAACCCUCGCAGCUACAGCGACAAUGAAUUGGAGAAGAUCACCCGUCGCUUUACCCUCGAGUUGGCCAAGAAGGGAUUCAUCGGACCCGGCAUCGACGUCCCUGCCCCAGAUAUGGGUACCGGUGAACGUGAAAUGGCCUGGAUUGCCGACACUUAUGCCUCCACCAUCGGUUACAAUGACAUCAACAGCCAUGCCUGCGUAACUGGUAAACCCAUCAACCAGGGAGGUAUCCAUGGCCGCGUUUCAGCCACAGGCCGCGGUGUCUUCCAUGGCCUCGAGAACUUCUUGAAUGAAGCGUCUUACAUGUCUAUGAUUGGUACCACUCCCGGAAUGGGCGGCAAAUCCGUCAUCAUCCAGGGUUUCGGUAAUGUCGGUUUGCAUACGGCAAGAUACUUGCACCGUGCUGGAGCUACCGUUAUCGGUAUCAUGGAAUACGAUGGCUCCAUCGUCAACCCCACCGGCAUUGACCCCAAGGAAUUGGAAGACUAUAAAAUUGAGCACGGAACUAUUGUCGGCUUCCCUGGUGCCCAGCCCUACACUGGUGAAAACUUGCUGUACGAAAACUGCGAUAUCCUUGUUCCUGCUGCUAUUGAGAAGGUUAUCAACAAGCAAAAUGCCCACAGGAUUCAGGCUAAGAUCAUUGCCGAAGCUGCCAACGGCCCAACUACCCCGGCCGCCGAUAAGAUUCUCAUCGAGCGCAACAUUCUGGUCAUCCCCGACUUGUACAUCAACGCUGGUGGUGUCACCGUUUCCUACUUUGAAUGGCUGAAGAACUUGAACCACGUCUCUUACGGUCGUCUGACAUUCAAAUACGAGCGCGAAUCCAACCACCACCUUUUGGAAUCUAUCGAACAGUACCUGGCUUUGGAAUCGGUUCAGCAAUCUUUAGAAAGGAGAUUCGGCCGCGUUGGUGGAGCUAUUCCAAUCACGCCAUCGGAGUCUUUCCAAAAGAGAAUCUCGGGUGCGUCUGAGAAGGACAUCGUACACUCUGGCUUGGAUUACUCCAUGGAGCGAUCUGCCAAGGCCAUUAUGCGCACCGCUAUGAAAUACAACUUAGGAAUUGAUUUGCGCAGUGCCGCCUACGUCAACUCGGUCGAGAAGAUCUUCCAAACUUACCGAGAGGCUGGCUUGACCUUCACAUAAGCUAUUAAGACCCUUUUUUGGUCUAACAUGCAAUAUGU
Messenger RNA from Daphnia carinata, 1867 nucleotides. It is a transcript of the gene Gdh, whose product is annotated as glutamate dehydrogenase, mitochondrial-like. Lineage: Eukaryota; Metazoa; Arthropoda; Branchiopoda; Diplostraca; Daphniidae. The record is from RefSeq and is a predicted model, not a curated record. Gene Ontology annotation, cellular component: mitochondrion. Gene Ontology annotation, biological process: L-glutamate catabolic process. The coding region runs from base 147 to 1829 and encodes 560 amino acids. Gene Ontology annotation, molecular function: L-glutamate dehydrogenase (NAD+) activity. The transcript is spliced from 10 exons.